ACACUUUCUUUCCUCCUCUCCUCUCUUCGCCUCUUCUCUUCUCCCUCCCUCCCAACCUCGCUGCGCUCCGCGUGCGCUCAACUGCACCAAUUUCAGAUGUAUCCCCGUCGGGCAGCGUGAAGUGCGUUUCCCGAAAGAAUAAAAGUUCAAAUGAAGGAAGAAAAGUUGAACUAGGCUAGAACGGGCGGCUACAGAAAGGAAUACAGUGCGCUGAAAAAGAAUGGGCUCCCUGCUGAGCGGCGCCGCGUCCCCACUCCUGACAUCACUGCUGGCCUUCAUUUUCUGGGGAUUUUCUUGCGUCUGGACUGAGGACUUGAGGGAGCGAGACUCGUUGUGCAAUGCGGACGGCUGCCUGGUGCUCUACUUCCAGCGAAAGACCUUCUUGGACUCAUGGAGGGCCUGCAAGGAGAAGGGCGGCGACCUGGCCACCCUAAAACGCCAGGUGGACGCCGCCGCCGUCCACGCUCUCUUCACCACGGUGGACUUGCGCCACUCGCGCACCAAAGUCCAAGUCUGGAUCGGGCUGCAGCGCCAACCCCGCCAGUGCACCGCCUCGCGACCCCUUCGGGGUUUCUCGUGGACGACGGGUGACCAGGACACAGAAUAUACAAACUGGCAGAGAGAGUACUCGCACGCCAUGUGCUCGGUGCCCCGCUGCGUGGUUAUGGGGUACAACACUCAGGAUCCGAGCGAAAACUUGAAAUGGCUGGAUGGCUCCUGCUCCGUCCCUGUGGAUGGUUAUCUGUGCCACUAUGCCUACAAAGGAAUGUGCCCCGCCUUGUGGAGCGAGGGCUCCGGCAACGCCUUUUAUGCCACGCCGUUUGGCCUUCUCAGCACCCUCCUGACCCACGUACCCUUGGGAUCUGUGGCGACCGUGCCUUGCGAGACGGAACAGCAGUCGGUACUGUGCCUUUUGAGGGAAGACGGUUCAGCGGGGUGGUCCAGGGAUUCCCCUCUCUGCUCCGAUCCCCCCGCGUCGCACGACUGGUGCCAGGAGAAUAACGGCGGCUGCGAGCAUUUCUGCAGGCAAGCCGGCGCGCACCCGUACUGCGAGUGCGCCGAAGGCUACCAGCUCGGAGACGAUGGGCAAAGCUGCGUACUUUCCGACGCUUGCCAAGAGGCCAACUGCCAGGUUGAGUGUGUGCCUCUAUCGGAGGGCUACCGUUGCGCCUGCCCUGACGGUUACAUGCUGGCUCCGGAUGAACACGGCUGUCUGGACGUGGACGAGUGCCUCCAGAGUCCCUGCGAGCACAGUUGCGUCAACUCUCCCGGGAGCUUUGAAUGUCGCUGUCAGGAGGGUUACCUCCUCAACGAUGAGGGGAUCUGCGAGGAUCUGGACGAAUGUCAAAGUCAUCCGUGCGAACACUCCUGCGAGAACACGGAGGGCUCCUUCCUUUGCCACUGCCAUUACGGGUUCUCGCCGCAGCCCGAGGACCGCAGUCGGUGCCAAGACACGGACGAGUGCCAGAUACCAGGAACCUGCGAGCACAUGUGUUUCAACUACGAGGGCGGCUUCGAGUGCUAUUGUAAGGAAGGCUACCAACUCGUCAUGUCUGACUCGUCUUCGUGUCAGAAGAUUGGUGACCAAUCCGCCGUCACGCCGCCGUUUCCGUGGGUCACACCACAGCCCGGACCCGAAUGGGAUCCUAUGGACUACAAUUGGCCCCCACAGCCAGGGCAAACCGUUUGGGAACCAGAGGGGGAUCAGACGCUUGACUGGUUGACUGACCCUCCCAAAGUUUGGGGAUCUGAUGUCAUAUGGGUGACCAGCGCGCCUCAGGAGGACUUUGUUCAUCCAGCGCCAGAGACUGUGACCGAGGCGGUCAAUGUUGAUGGCCGCGCUGACCUUUUGCCAACUGCUAUCACGACCACACCUGCCCUGACGCACCCGCCCACCGUCUCCAGCACCUCUCUUUACUUGUAUGAAGAUGAGGAUGAGGAAGAAGAGCAGGAGACCACUCCUUUCCCCUUUUCUUCUACCUCUACCCUCUCAGAGGGAGCUGGGAAUUGGUGGGCGGGGUUCUCAACGGUGCUCCAGAACCAAGGAAAUCCAGAGGAUAAAGUCACAGUGUCUGACAUGCUGACUGAUUCCGCUUACCGCAAUCCGUCAGAGAAAGAAAAACAAUCCCCAGAGGAAGAAAAGAAAGAGAAGGACGCGAACGAUGCGGCGACCACCACCGAAGAUGCGCCCGCUUGGAUCAUUCCCACUCAGCCGCCCACGAUCAACCACUCGGAUUCUGUUCAGGAGGGCAGGGGGCCGAGUCAGAGUAGCACCUGGCUCCUGGUGGGCCUCUUGGUGCCCAUCUGUAUCUUUGUCGUGUUAAUGGUCGUUCUGGGGAUCAUCUACUGCACCCGCUGCGCGGUACGGCCUCGGAGCAAGACCGGCACCGACUGCUACCACUGGAUCUCUGGCGCUCAUGAUAAACAGGGGGCGGCCGGCCCUUCGUCAGGGGUCAAGAGUCAUGUCUAAUUAGAGCGCAGCCAAGUUGGCUUGACCUAAAAAAAAAAAAAAAAAACACUCAACGUGAAAACGCACGCUGAUUGGAAUAAGUCGACUCAUGGUGUCAGCCUCCUGUCGUUAAAUAUCGCGCGAUCAUAUCCGUUGAUGUAGCAGGUGAGAGACACUGAAAACGUUUUCUUUUUGUGUCGUUGCUUCGCUUGUAUGUUGCAAACACUGACCACUUGAUUCCCCCCACCCCCGCCCUCCCAAUUUCUCAACUGAAGAGAACUGUCAACUCCAUGAAUGAUUGAUGACAUCGAGGUACGGUUUGCUCGCAAGUGCAGUAAACGGGGAAUUGUUGUCAUGAGCAGUUCUUUGGUUUGGAGCCAAAAGUUCCAUCGGUUGUGGAUUAUUUUAUCCUCGACAAGACCGGCCACAAAAGUGGCAUGAAAUGCAAAGGAAUGUAUAGAAUGUUAAUUUUACCAGCAAUUUUUCUUUCUUUUGUGAUUUGCCUUAAAAAAAAAAAAAAAAAGUUUUGUGGCGCAGAUGUCUGAAGGGUGUUUCUUUAUUUUAACCUUGACUUGGGCAGUCAGUCCCAGAGUCAUCCUAAAUUCAUCAAGACCCGCCCCUCCUCUCCACCUCCAUCUCAUUGAGCCUGGAAUGUUUUCCGACCACGUUGAAUCACAUCCAGCUGUUUGAAACGGAAGACAAUCAACAAAGGCUCUCACAACAAAACACGUACAAACAAAUGCGUUGAAAUUUGCAACAAACUUUUUUUUUCCCCCCCGAGGACUCCAGGAAUGGUUUCACUUUUUCACGUUGACAAAUAACGUUGUGAUCGCUUACUGUGAACGGGAAAAAAAAAAGAAAUAAAAAUGUCCUUUUGAUUUUAUUUCCCCCGCCAUAAAGGCUAUGUGCGUGCGUGACUGUUUGAUAUUGUCAUUAAACAAGUCGAACUUUUAUAUCUUCAGCCAUAAAAAC
This is a messenger RNA of Hippocampus comes (tiger tail seahorse), 3421 nucleotides long. It is a transcript of the gene cd248a, whose product is annotated as CD248 molecule, endosialin a. The transcript has a single exon. Bases 221 to 2470 code for a protein of 749 amino acids. Gene Ontology annotation, cellular component: extracellular matrix; external side of plasma membrane. Lineage: Eukaryota; Metazoa; Chordata; Actinopteri; Syngnathiformes; Syngnathidae. The record is from RefSeq and is a predicted model, not a curated record. Gene Ontology annotation, molecular function: extracellular matrix protein binding; calcium ion binding; extracellular matrix binding. Gene Ontology annotation, biological process: cell migration.